AUGGAUAGAUCUCGUCGCCCUGCCAGGGACGGCGUCGUGCAGCUGAAGCGGGGCCUGCAGUACAAGGUCCUACGCCCUGGUGCCGGGUCGAUCCGUCCUGGCAGCGAGGACAUCUGCACGGUGCACUACCGCGGCUCCACCAUCGAUUGCGAGAUCCAGUCGGGUCCAGAGCCGUGCCGGGGAGGCUUCGUCUUCGACGACAGUUGGGAGAAGGGCAGGAACGUGACCUUCACCCCGAAGUCCGCAGGCAGCUUCUGGGCGCUGGCGCUGCCGCUCAUGGUGCGCGGCGCCCUCUGGGAGCUCUACGUGCCGCAGGUGCUCGGCUUCGCCGGCAACGACAACCCCGACCGGCGCCCGAGGGGCGUGGGGCCGAACGCGACCCUCAUCUUCAAGGUGGAGCUGCUGGCAAUCAAGGGGAAGGACGACGCGCCCCUCGGCGAGGGGCGGGACCCGGAGGCCGGGCCCGGGGUGGAGUUGUGA
Messenger RNA from Prorocentrum cordatum, 480 nucleotides. The record is from the annotation of a GenBank genome assembly. NCBI's taxonomy places the organism in Eukaryota, Dinophyceae, Prorocentrales, Prorocentraceae.